Daldinia loculata is the source of this 2225-nucleotide messenger RNA. Its product is annotated as MFS general substrate transporter. Gene Ontology annotation, biological process: transmembrane transport. The record is from RefSeq and is a predicted model, not a curated record. Gene Ontology annotation, molecular function: transmembrane transporter activity. Bases 99 to 1661 code for a protein of 520 amino acids. The transcript is spliced from 7 exons. NCBI's taxonomy places the organism in Eukaryota, Fungi, Ascomycota, Sordariomycetes, Xylariales, Hypoxylaceae.
GCUUGCGCUUGUCCGAAUUGCUUUGCCCACCUAUGUCCCUUUUGCGCAGAAUCUUUUAAUUUAGAUCGAACUAGCACGUGGAGGUGCUUGAUAUAAAUAUGGCAACAGAAGAAAAGAGAAUCGACGGAGGGCUAGAAGAUCCCGGCCUUUUUGAAAGGGACGUUGGAAAUAUCGAGGAAUCUACCAUAGGCGACGCCGUAGAGGUCCUGGCGCUUCAAGACUUGGAUCCUGCUCUUAACGCGAAGAUGCACCUUGUCAAUAACGCCAUUGAUGAGAUUGGUUGGACCAAUUAUCAUUGGAAAUUGUUCGUUCUUAACGGGUUUGGUUAUGCUGUCGAUUCCCUAGUACUCUUACUCCAAAGUAACAUAGCAAUUCCGGCCUACAAGGAGUUUGGCCAGGUUGGAUAUGACAAUGCCCAGACGAUUGCUACAUAUGUUGGAAUGCUAGUCGGGGCGCUCUUUUGGGGCAUGGGUGCCGAUAUUAUAGGGCGUCGUUGGGCGUUCAACAUAUCUCUUUUCGUCUCCGCCGUGGCAACCGUUGUCUCGGGUGCGGCUCCGAACUGGGCCUCCCUGGGCUUCUUUACCUCCAUGGUCGGAUUUGGAGCUGGUGGCAAUUUGAUAUUAGACACCACUGUCUUCCUCGAGUACCUCCCCAGCAACAAGCAGUGGGCGCUAACAUUUUUGGCGUGUUGGUGGGGUAUUGGUCAAGCUGUUACGGGCUUCAUCUGCUGGGGUUUCUUAGUUCCGCCUCAGUGGAAUUGUGAAUCUGCCGAUAAUUGUCCAAGAGAAUUCAACCAAGGGUGGCGAUACGUCAUGUACACAUCCGGUGCUCUCGUUUUCGCCAUGUCUAUUGCGCGUGUCACGGUUGUUCGUCUACAAGAGACUCCAAAGUACCGCUUGGGAACCGGAGAAGAUGCCGAGCUGGUCGAGACGCUGCAUUCGAUCGCCAAGAGAUAUAACCGACGCUGUACGCUGACCUUGGAAAAAUUGGAGGCUUGCGGGACAGUAAAGACUGCGCAUAGCGAGAAGCGUUAUUCGCUUCAGGAGAGUUUCGUUCAUAUUUCCGGACUUUUCGUUACGAUGAAAAUCGGCAUUUCGACCGUGCUCAUUUGGCUAUCGUGGACAUUGAUUGGACUUGCUUACCCUCUUUUCUACGUCUUCCUGAACACGUAUCUUGCCAGCCGUGGUGCUCUAGAAGGCGUUGGAACUUUCGACACAUGGCGUAAUUAUACACUUACAAAUAUAUCCGGCAUCUUUGGGCCAAUCCUAGCAGCAUAUAUGUGCAACCUUAGAGUCCUCGGCCGAAGGUACACCAUGGUGAUAGGCGCGCUAGUAACUAUGGUGUUCUUCUUCGCCUACACAGCUGUGUCGACUCCAGCGCAGAACGUUGGGUUUAGCUGUGCUAUUGCAUUUUGUCUCAAUAUCUACUACGGAACCUUAUAUGCAUACACCCCUGAGGUGCUACCGAGUGCCCAUCGUGCGACAGGAAACGGUAUUGCAGUCGGCUGUAAUCGUAUAAUGGGUAUUGUCUCCGCGGUUGUCGCUAGUACUGCUGACACUGGAACUGUCGUGCCGAUUUAUAUAUGUGCAGCUCUUUUUCUUGCCAUGGCGGUUGUCAGCGCAGUCUUCCCGUUCGAACCGUAUGGACGAAGGAGCUCGUAAUCUUUUACAAUUUUCACGGAUGAAGUAAUUCACGCGUAGUGACGCCUCGGCUCCCUCGGCCCCUCUCUCGCCCAUCUGCGUUCCUGCUGAGCUUCGAAUGUCAGGGUUCCGGAUUCACAAAUACGCUAUAACACGAUACUUAACACCUAGAGCUGGAUCCGCAUGGUCCGGAGUAUCCUAGGACGAGGAUUCGUAGGUUACUAGUAAUAGCCAAAACCCCCCAGUAGGGUGCUAGUUACUUCGGCUAGUCAUGCCAAAAAGAGCUGCGGAUACUAGUAGGUAGUACUCCAAUAGUUACAGCAUAUAUAUAUAUACGUUAAUAUCCUGUCCGAUUAUAGGCUAACGUCGUCAAAUACUAAAUACUUAUUAUUAUUAUUAUGAGGCUUCACAUCUCCCAUCCAACACCGCUGUCCUACUCGUGCUACAAAAAUGUCCUGAAGUAGUAUUGCCUCUAUAGGAGAGACGCAUCUUACCUUGAUGUAUGGAAAUGUUUUAUCGAGCUACAUAAUUAUCGAUCUAUCUUCAUUAUACCUAGGGCUAUAGAGGUCGAUGGCGUGAUGGCGA